Messenger RNA from Telopea speciosissima, 1012 nucleotides. RefSeq lists its product as uncharacterized. The coding region runs from base 153 to 884 and encodes 243 amino acids. The transcript is spliced from 4 exons. NCBI's taxonomy places the organism in Eukaryota, Viridiplantae, Streptophyta, Magnoliopsida, Proteales, Proteaceae. The record is from RefSeq and is a predicted model, not a curated record.
GCAAUGGCCGCCCCUUCUCUCAAUCCAGAAUUGGCAGUUCCAGGGAGUUGGGUUUGCUGGUUACUUUGGAGGUGAAGCACGGGACCGGCCGGACUAUUGAUAUUCUCCCUUUUCUGCUGCAAUCUUCCAAGUCUCACCUUUCCAAGUGCACUAUGAGCUUAGCCCUCAUACAGGGCUACUCUUCUGCGGAGGAAGAAGAAGAGCCGUUUCAAGACCUCAACUCCUCAGAUGAAGAAGAAGAUAAAGUCAGCCGGAGUCGUUACAGCGACGAUAAUGGUUUGUUUGAUCUUCCGAAAAAAUCAGGCGACUCUUUGCUUCCAUCAGCUUUCGAAGCAUUCUCCGAAGUUGCAGGACCACCGGAGUUCCUCAACAAUUCCGUUGCCGAUUAUGUUUCCACGGAGGACAUCAACCCCAGAGGUAAACAUGGUGGCCGUGCGGCAUUUGGCAGAGAGAAGAAAGAUCUGCCUGCUGGUGCUGUAAUGGAGUCUAAAGCUCAGUUGGUAGGAAUUCGUGAGCGAGUAAGAAGUGAUGUUGAAGGAAACUUGCCUCCUGCAUCAUCAGCUCAGCCUCACAAAGGUUCUGUAAGCACAACCCUUGGGGAAGGCAAGCGUGUAAUGACUGCAACCAAUCCUGAUAUGAAGGAUGCUUCAGAUCUUCUUAGGAUGUGCUUGCAAUGUGGGAUACCAAAGACCUACUCUAAUACACGAGGAAUAGUUUGCCCUGUAUGUGGUGAUCGCCCUCCUGUAGACCCGAAUCAAGUGCCUGAAAAGAAGAAAGGGUCCACCGUUAAAGACAAGGAGAAGAGCAAGAGAAUGAAGGGUCAAUCUACUCACUCAGCUUGGAAGAGUGAAACUGAGAUGCAGCUUCGGCAGCAGUUCGAUUAGAAGGCAUGUACACCGGAGAGAGAAAGAUGUGUAAAAUGUCUUAUGACAGAGAGUUAGAUUCCUAAAAUCACAUGAUUUUGGAGAGGAAAACCUGCAAUAGAUGGUCUAAAGUGCACUCUAUUUAUACA